Periophthalmus magnuspinnatus is the source of this 2149-nucleotide messenger RNA. Its product is annotated as gastrula zinc finger protein XlCGF57.1-like. Gene Ontology annotation, biological process: regulation of transcription by RNA polymerase II. The transcript has 3 exons. Gene Ontology annotation, cellular component: nucleus. The record is from RefSeq and is a predicted model, not a curated record. Gene Ontology annotation, molecular function: DNA-binding transcription factor activity, RNA polymerase II-specific; RNA polymerase II cis-regulatory region sequence-specific DNA binding. NCBI's taxonomy places the organism in Eukaryota, Metazoa, Chordata, Actinopteri, Gobiiformes, Gobiidae. Bases 142 to 2019 code for a protein of 625 amino acids.
ACGGGCGACCAGUGUGCGGCAGCAACACGCCACACGGCCACAGCGAGGAGCGCCCGAAGGAGCGAGCUUUUUUACCACAACCAGCUAGGAAGGAAAAGAGACAGAAAACAGAAAAAGUGACAAAACCAAACGGUUUGUAAAAUGUCUAAAGUCCAAAGGCUGAAAGCUUUGGUGGAGGAGCGGCUGACUGCGGCUGCUGAAGACAUAUAUGUGCUGUUUGAAAGAAUCAUAGCCGAGUAUGAGGAGGAACUGUGUCGCUCCAAACAGGAGAACGAGAGGAAACAACGGCUCCUGGACUCGACUCUGAGCCCGAGAGUCGUGCUGACCAGAGUCGGUGUCCACAUGUCCUCUCUGAGUCCUGGUCUCACUCUGAAACAGGAAAUCCCAGAGACUCCACAGAUUAAAGAGGAGCCAGAAGAACAGCACAACAAACAGGAAGAAGAGGAGCUGCAAGUGUCUGUCCCUGAGGCCAAUGAUGGCUGUGUGAAGACAGAAGAGUCCUCACUGCUUCAACAAAAAGAAACUGAUCACAGAGAGGACAUCAACUCAGAGAUACAUGUCCACGGAGAGGACACACAGGGAGAGGACAUCAGCUCAGAGACACAUGUCCAUAGAGAGGACUCACAGGGAGAGGACAUCAGCUCAGAGACACAUGUCCAUAGAGAGGACUCACAGGGAGAGGACAUCAGCUCAGAGACACAUGUCCACAGAGAGGACUUACAGGGAGAGGACAUCAGCUCAGAGACACAUGUCCACCCCGAGACUGAGGGAGAGCACUCUUCUGACACUGACAGUGAUGAAGACUGGAGUGCUCCAAUCUGCUCUUCAGCUGCACAAAUGGAGACAGAGGCAGAUGGAGACCACUACAACCAAGUCCAGAGCAGAGCCAAAAGCACCACUGCACCAAACUCAAGUCUAUCCCCCAAAUACAAGUCUGCACCAGAGACCAGAGCCACUGUGGACAAUGGGGACGUGUCAGGAACAGCCGAAGGAACUGCAGACAAGAAACACCAGUCCUCUGUCCGUAAAAACAGAUUUGGCCUAAAAGGUGAUUUAAAAAAACACUUUAGAAUUCACACAGGAGACAAUCCUUACAGCUGUUCUCUCUCUGAGAAAGCAUUUACUCACAGGAAUAGUCUUAAAUACCACAUGAAAACACACACAGGAGACAAGUGUUACAGCUGUUCUGUCUGUGAGAAAGCAUUUACUCACAAUAGUAGUCUUAAAGACCACAUGAAAACACACACAGGAGAGAAACCUUACAGCUGUUUUGUCUGUGAGAAAGCAUUUACUCACAAUAGUAGUCUUAAAGACCACAUGAAAACACACACAGGAGACAAACCGCACAGCUGUUCUGUCUGUAAGAAAGCAUUUGUGCAAAAGAGUCAUCUCACAGAACACAUGAGAACACAUACAGGAGACAAACCAUACAGCUGUUCUGUCUGUAAGAAAGCAUUUAUUCAAAAGAGUAUUCUCACACAACACAUGAAAACACACGCAGGAGACAAGCGUUACAGCUGUUCUGUCUGUGAGAAAGCAUUUAUUGAAAAGAAUACUCUCACAAAACACAUGAGAAAACACACAGGAGACAAACCUUACUGCUGUUCUGUCUGUGAGAAAGCAUUUAUUGAAAAGGGUACUCUCACAAGACACAUGAAAACACACACAGGAGAGAAACCUUACAGCUGUUUUGUCUGUGAGAAAGCAUUUACUCACAAUAGUAGUCUUAAAGACCACAUGAAAACACACACAGGAGAGAAACCUUUCAGCUGUUCUGUCUGUAAGAACACAUUUAUUCAAAAGAGUAAUCUCACAUACCAUAUGAGAACACACACAGGAGAGAGGCCUUACAGCUGUCCUGUCUGUGAGAACACAUAUACUCAAGAGGGUAAUCUUGUAUGCCACAUGAGAACACACACAGGAGAGAAAUCUUUCAGCUGUUCUCUCUGUGGGAAAGCAUUUACUCACAAUAGUAGUCUUAAAGACCACAUGAAAACACACACAGGAGACAAACCUUAGAAGUGCUCUGUCUGCAAUAAACGAUACAAGGUUUUUUGCUGUGUUUAUGUGUUACAACAAGAGCCAGUUGUUUAAAAUGAUUAAAUUUUGUGAUAGAAUGUACUGUUAAUAAAAAUCAACAUUUGUGCUU